AUGUCGAAGAUCAUACUGUUUAUUGCUUUCAUUUGCCUUUGCGUGGCCGUCCAAGCCCAGGAUAGGGAGAUUUGCAGGCGGAUCAGGGAAAGAUGUGACUCCAGGGCCGAAAGAAAUGGAAGGACCAAUGAUGUCUCAGACAUCUUCAAUGAAAACUGUCGCCGUUUAGACAGACGUUGGCGCAACAUCUCCAGAUGCGAACUCGCAUGGGCCACUUGUCAAUUGACCCUUGAACGAUGUGAGACCUUGUCCUGCGAUAAUGUAAGGCGAGUCCUGACAAGGCGACCCAACGAGUAAGGCCCCUCGAACGGAC
Drosophila rhopaloa is the source of this 313-nucleotide messenger RNA. RefSeq lists its product as uncharacterized. Lineage: Eukaryota; Metazoa; Arthropoda; Insecta; Diptera; Drosophilidae. The record is from RefSeq and is a predicted model, not a curated record. The transcript has 3 exons. The coding region runs from base 1 to 297 and encodes 98 amino acids.